Messenger RNA from Acanthosepion pharaonis, 789 nucleotides. The record is from the annotation of a GenBank genome assembly. Lineage: Eukaryota; Metazoa; Mollusca; Cephalopoda; Sepiida; Sepiidae.
AUGUGUUUCUUUUCUUUUGAGGUAAACAACUCUCUCUCUUCGUUGAUCUCUCUCUCUCUCUCUCUCUCUCUCUCUCUCUGUGUCUUUCUCUCUCUCUUUUUCUCGGACUCUCUACUCACUUUGCUCUCUCUUUUGUCUAUUUCAUUCUUUCGAAAUCCGUAUUGUUAUUUUUUAAAGCGUUUCACUCUUUCUUUAGUUCCCUCUUUCUCAUAUUCUCACCUGGCAUUUCCUCUUUCUUUCUUUCUUUCUUUCUUUUGCACUUCUGAUAUUUUUCAUUCGAUUCUCUUUCUUUCUUUCUUUCUUUUAUUGUCAUUUUUCUUUUGCUUCUCUUUCUUUCUUUCUUUCUUUCUUUCUUUCUUUCUUUCUUUCUUUCUUUCUUGGAACAUUUUACUUUAUUUCUCUAUGUCGUUCUCUUUCGCUCUGUUGAUAUUUUUCGUUUAUUUCGCCCUCCCUCUCUCUUUCUCUAUUUCUCUGUCUGCCUGCCUCUUUCUCUUUUUCUCCCCACCUCUCUCUCUCUCUCUCUCACUCUCUCUCUCUCUCUCACACUUAUUCUUCUUCCCCUCUCUCUGGUACACUUUUGCCCUCCUUUUCCAUAACCAUCCUUAUUCUUUCUUUACCACUCUACUUGUUUGCUUCAACUUCUCUUUUUCUAUUCGCAUUUUCUUCUUUAUUUCUUCUUUUAUUUUUCCUUCGACCCCACCCUACACUUUUUUUUUUUUUUACUUUUUUCUUCAAGAUCUUUCGAAAAUGUCACUAAAUUAUUUCGGGGUGCCAAGUGGUCACACUUAG